Myxocyprinus asiaticus (Chinese sucker) is the source of this 1522-nucleotide messenger RNA. RefSeq names its product G-protein coupled receptor 26-like. Gene Ontology annotation, molecular function: G protein-coupled receptor activity. The transcript has 3 exons. The record is from RefSeq and is a predicted model, not a curated record. Gene Ontology annotation, biological process: adenylate cyclase-activating G protein-coupled receptor signaling pathway. NCBI's taxonomy places the organism in Eukaryota, Metazoa, Chordata, Actinopteri, Cypriniformes, Catostomidae. Gene Ontology annotation, cellular component: membrane. The coding region runs from base 446 to 1522 and encodes 358 amino acids.
GUCACGUGUCAGUACUUCGUGAGGGAAUUGGGGGUUUUGGCGGGGGUCACAUUUUGACAUAUAAAGCUGCUUCAAGGGGAUAUUCUGCAUUAGAAGCGCGCGCAAACCGUGGCUGUUGGAGCGCAUUGCGCAAUUGCGUGAGGCAUUCCUUUGGGCUUGCGAGGGAGAGCAGAUUAAUCAUAUACACAUCCUCACGUGGUCCGUUCACUCUGACAUUUUGCGAUCCAACAGUUUGUCUAACUCGAUGGAUUUUGCCACUACGCAGAAUAAACGGAGGUCGGUGUUAUGGAGAGAUGUGUAUCGACCACGGACCCCAGUGCACGAGUGGAUAUCACGUCCUGGGGGCUCCGCUAUCUGCGAGUUGUACUGAUGCAAUUUUGUCCCCAGUCUUGAACUGUUCUGGAGAUACGGUUCAAACUUGGAGGGCUUAAGAGCGGGAAACAUCAUGCACAUAGCAGAGCUUGCGCUUUCUCUCCUGCUCGUCGCGAUCAUUAUAGUGUCGCUGCUGUCCAACGUGGUGGUGCUGAUCUGUUUCCUGUACAAUGCAGAAAUUCGGAAGCAGGUGCCUGGGUUGUUUAUACUCAACUUGACCUUCUGCAACCUGCUUUUAUCCGCAUCCAGCAUGCCGCUGACACUUUUCGGGGUGUUGAGUAAUGCGCAUCCCGGAGGACACGUUUUCUGUCAGAUGAUCGGAUUUUUGGACACUUUCCUGACCACCAACUCCAUGCUGAGUAUGGCUGCGCUCAGCAUUGACCGGUGGGUUGCUGUGGUGUUCCCUUUGAGUUAUCAUUCCAAAAUCCGUCACCGGGACGCCGUGAUCGCUCUGGCUUACACGUGGGUCCACUCGCUGUCAUUCUCCGUAGUGGCAACGUGGCUCUCCUGGGUGGGUUACCAUCACCUGUAUGCUUCCUGCACGCUUUGUAACGGCAGAGCGGGCAACGCCAAGACGCAGUUCGCAAUUUACACGCUCGUACUGCACUCGCUCACGUUCCUGUUGGUUUCGGUGGUGCUGUGCGUCACGUAUCUAAAAGUGCUCAAAGUGGCGCGCUUUCACUGCAAGCGCAUAGACGUGAUCACAAUGCAAACGCUCGUGCUGCUUGUGGACAUUCACCCGAGUGUUCGUCAGCGUUGUCUGGAGGAACAAAAAAGGAGGCGACAGAGAGCCACCCGUAAAAUUAGUACCUUCAUCGGAACCUUCUUCAUCUGUUUCACUCCUUAUGUCAUCACCAGGAUUGUGGAGCUGUUUGUUACAGAGUCAUUUAAUCCGUAUUGGGGUGUGCUCUGUAAGAGCCUGGCAUACAGCAAAGCUGCAUGUGACCCCUUUGUCUACUCGCUUCUGCGCAACCAAUACCAGAAAACCUGCAAUGACUUAAUCAAUCGGCUCAUGAAGCGCAGUUCCCUGAAUGCCUCUGGGCAUCAGCAGGAAAAUGGAAAGAUCGGAAAGUCUGCAGAAAUCAGAAAAAUGCAAAAGGUCGAGGAAAUCAUAAAAGAUGGGCAAGUUGACACCAGACCUACAGACUGA